Meleagris gallopavo (turkey) is the source of this 11467-nucleotide messenger RNA. Lineage: Eukaryota; Metazoa; Chordata; Aves; Galliformes; Phasianidae. The record is from RefSeq and is a predicted model, not a curated record.
AUGGAUGAAGUUGAAUUAUUGAAGAUUGAAGAUAAAUCAAAGUUCAACAGAACUCUGAUGUAUGCAGAAUUAAGAAAAUUCACAACCACAGUUCCUAAUCUUCAGGCUCUGAUAUUGUGCUCUGGAGCUGUAGUUGCAGCAGGGAGAGAGCCUUUUAAGCCAAGUAAUUAUGAAUCUCUUGGAUAUUCACGGCCUGCCAGAUUACUUGGAAUUGCAAAUCGCGUGUACCCCAAAGCAAAUUUGAAGUCAGAAAGUGAAAACACUAGGAAAUGGAAGGUGUCAGUCCUCACCAGCGAUAUGCCAUCUGCAGGAACAAGCUCAAAGGUUUAUAUCAUAUUGUAUGGGGAUCACGGCAGUUCAGGACCUAUUUUUCUUGAUGGAGAGAAGGGAAAAUUAUUUCAGAGAGGCAGUGAAGAUGUCUUCACAGUUCAUACAGGAAACAUAGGACGUCUCUACAAAAUACGCAUUGGACAUACUAAUGCAGGAAGUUGCCCUGCCUGGCAUUGUGAAGAGGUGCAGUUGCUGAAUCUUUUCUCAGGGGAGCAGUUUUCUUUCCCUGCAAAUCGAUGGCUUGCCUGGGACCAGGCUGAUGGAGAAAUAUCCAUGGAGCUUCCUGUAUUACAUCAGGGUCAGCCUGUUCUUCCAGUGACUGUCUAUGAAGUGCAUGUGACAACAGGAGAUCUGUGGAAUGCUGGAACUGAAGCUGAUGUGUAUAUUUCUAUCUAUGGAGAAAAAGGUGACACAGGAUCAAGACUGCUCAGGUCACAGAAACCCAAGAAAUUUUUGAAAGGACAAACUGACAUCUUUCUUGUGGAAGCUGUGCACCUUGGCCAUUUGUAUAAGAUCGUUAUAGGACACAAUGGUCUUGGAUCAGGAAAUGGAUGGUAUCUGGACAAAGUUGUAAUCAAGGAUCCUGUAACAGAUCUGGAUUAUACUUUUCUUUGCCACAGAUGGCUGGACAAUGGGCAGGAUGACGGCAAUAUUGCGAGAGGUCUGACUGUGACAGAUGCCAGCACAUUUCCAGGAAGGAAAGAGCUGGAGCUGAAGAGAGAAGAAACUUGGGCUGCUGAAAAGUGGAAAUUUCAGAAAGGCAAUACACUUCAGCUUUACAACAGGCUCACCCAUGGUUUCAUAUGCCUCUAUCCAGACAGCAGCGUUGAUGCUCUUGGUGACAAGAAGAAUAAAUACGGACUUUUCAAUGUAAUUGUCAAGAAAGGAAAUAUUUCCAUAUUCAGAAGUCAUCAGAUACCACAUCUUGCUCUCGCUCUUGUCAAUGGCUAUGCAACUGGAAAGAGCAAAGACAAGUCUUGCUGUGAGCUUUGCAUUCACCUUCAACCAAAUGGUUGUGCCAUUCUUGAGUCAGCAAGGAACCCAGGUCACACUGUAAUGUUCAAUCUUCAAGGCAAAGUAGCUGAUGAAACAGGAUAUGCUGGAAUUUCCAAGGAAUUUGUAGUGCAUGUCAAGGGUGUAUUUCACCAUGGUGCCAUCAUUCUGCUCAACACAAAUCGCUGCCAGGCUCUGACUCUCAGAUCUGAUGGGGUCUGUAGUGGAGCAGGACAGCAGCAACAGGAAUCCUACUGGAGGGUGCAUAAAACUGGCUCUGGAGUCUGCAUGUUUGAGAGUGUGAGAAACCCAGGAAUGUACCUGAAGAUCAAAGAUGGCCAGUGUAAUGGAACAGGCACGGGUGAUGAAUAUUGUCACUUUAAAAUUGAGAAGAAUUGGGAAGCUGGAUCUGUAAGUCUGGAAUCAGUGCGGAACAAAGGGAUAUAUGUUGGUCUCCUGCCAGACGGUCAGACCAAGCCAGUCAUUAACAUUGGAGAGAGCAACAUUUUUUUCUACCCACAGGUCAUCAAAUUUGGCUGGGAAAAUCCCACAGAAACUCCUGCAGAAACCAAUCAAGAGAAGAAAGACUUCAGAGAAUCUGAGCGCCCACCAAGAAAAGCCCAGUGGCAAACAUCUCAAAGACCUUUGGUUUUUCCACCCUCAGAGGAAAUGAGAAAUCCCCAAGUUGGUGAGUGUUCCCUUCCUUCAUCUGAUGACUGGAAAGUGUCAGUGCUGACAGGAAGUGCAGGAGCUCGAGCAAAUGUCACUCUCUGGAUAUAUGGAGAUGGAGGAGCAGACGGACCAAUAACUCUCGGCAAGGAGAACAGAAAGCAGCUCUUCCUUCCUAGGCAAGAGGAUGAAUUUCAGGUUAAAUUAAAAAGCAUUGGGAAUAUCUACAAGAUAAGAAUUGAACUUAGUGAAUUACUGAAUAAGCAGUCAGAGUGGAACAUACAAAGAGUGACUCUGCAACAUGUGAUGAGCAAGAAAACUCUGAAUUUUCCAGCAAACACGUGGUUGUCAAAGAGUGAUGAUGAUAGGGAUUUUGUCUGUGAACUUCCAUUAGUGGAAGCUGGAAAACCUAUUUAUCCAAUUAUUUUAUAUCGUGUUUAUGUCUACACUGGUGACUUGGAGCAAGCUGACACGGAUUCUCCAGUUUAUCUAUGUAUCUAUGGAAAAAGAGGAGAUUCUGGUCAAAGACUUCUGCAGAAAUCUGGUAUCCCAGUGAAAUUUUUGAGAGGAAAGGUCAAUGCUUUUGAAGUGAAAGCUGUAUCUCUUGGAAAGCUGCAGAAGGUGCUGUUGCGCUGUGAGGCUAAUUCAAAGUCUCAGUAUUGGUACUGCGAUAAAGUCAUUGUCAGAGAAGAUGAGAAUAACUCAGAAUAUGUUUUCAAUUGUGAAAGGUGGCUUCCUUUUAUGUCCGGAGGUGUAAUUCAUUCAGAAAUGGAGCUGUACCCUCAAGAAUUUCAAACAACUCAACAGCUGAAAAGGCAAGAAGAAGCUAGUGAAGGAGACUGGAAGAUUACUGUAGUCACUGGGGAUUUUGAAGCAGCUGGCACAACAGCAACAGUAUCCCUUUAUGUUUAUGGAGAAAACAAAGCUUCUGGCCCUAUUAUUUUGGGAUCUGGGAAACACCAGCUGUUUAAUCCCAAUAGUGAAGAUAUAUUUAAGAUUAAUCUCGGGGAUCUUGGGCAGCUAUAUAAAAUCCGCAUUGGCCAUGACAACACUGGUAAUGAUCCCAGCUGGUAUGUGGAAGAAGUCAGACUUGAAAGACUGUCGCCUCUUUCUCAAGAAGAGAUUUGUCUGCCCAUAGAGUGCUGGCUUGCAGAAGACAAGGGUGAAGGUGAUACGUGGAGAGAAGUGGCAAUAAGAAACUCUACAAAGGAAAUUUUGCCAUUGCUUGUGUAUGAGAUCCGUGUACACACAGGUGCUAAACUUGGUGCUGAAACAGAUUUUAAUGUUUAUAUCAAUCUUAUCGGGACAAGAGGAGAUGCUGGCAAAAGGAAGCUCCAUAGAUCUAAGAACAAUAAUGUAAAGUUUCAACACGGACAGAUGGAUAUUUUCUUCAUAAAAGCUGUCUCACUUGGAAACUUGGAGAAAGUUCUGAUUAGCCAUGAUGGAACUGGUCCAGGUAAUGGAUGGUUCUUGGAUAAGAUUGUCAUUAACUAUAAAGAAGGAAAGGAAGGGAAAGAGGUUGUAUUUCCUUGUAACAGGUGGUUAGAUGAAUAUCAAGAUGAUGGGAAAACUGUGACGGAGUUAACUGUUGAAAAAGCUGUCAAUCCAGAGAAGGCAUUCCUUAAUGCACAACAGUGGAGAGUGCAGGUGAAAACAGAUGGAGAUUCCCCAGAGCCACAUGAUUGCAAAAGGACCCUUGUGAUUUAUGGCUCAAAGGGCAAAAGCGAUGAGCUACUGCUUUCACCACAAGACCCAGGACAUGUAUGUUUUCUACCCAGAGCAACAGAUGAAUUCAUUGUUGAGACUGGAGAUGUGGGAGAUGUGUAUAAGAUUCGGGUCAGCUGUGAUGAUGUGCCAGGCUUUGAGGGUUGGCACUUGAAGUCUUUCCACUUAGAAGAGCUACAUACAAAACAAGAGUUGAACUUUGACUGCAACUGCUGGCUGUCUCUUAGCAGAGAAGACAAGGAGCUGGUGAAAGAAUUCCCUGUAGUCAGUGAGGACCAGAAAACUUUACCAGUCCAUAAAUACGUUGUCUCUGUCCAUACUGGUGACCGCUGGGGAGCAGAAACCUUUGCAAAUGUUUAUAUCACCCUUUAUGGCAAAAGAGGUGACACAGGUGUAAGGAAUCUUCAUACACCUUUAACAACAGAAAGGAAAUUCCAAAGGAAUAAGGUGGAUUCAUUUUUGGUGGAAGCUGUUUCUCUGAGUCAUUUGCAAAAAGUGAUCAUAGAACAUGAUGGGCAAGGAUAUGGGGCUGGAAUGUACCUCAAGAUGAUAACAGUUAGGGAAUCACAAGACUCAGACAAUGAGUGGGUCUUUCCAUGCUGGAACUGGCUUGAUACUCAUCUAGGAUUAUGUGAGACUGUUUGUGAGAUACUUACAGUUGGUAGAAGGUUGAUUUCUCGUCCUAAACUGCCUAAAGUCAUCAUGCAGUCAUCUGGUCUCUGGAUAAUGGACAUCACUGGAUCUGACUGGAGCAAUGAAGAGGAUCCAUUACACCUCUCUUUCAUCUUUUUUGGCAACCAGAAUCAUAAGAAGUUGCCACUUCAAGUUACAGGAAAAGAAAUUCAAAUCAAAGAUGAACUGUCAGAUAUUGGCUCACUAUACAAAGUUCAGGUAACUGGCCCACAUAGCGAGCUAAAACAGCCGUGGCACUUAGAUUUACUGCAUAUGAAGCACACGGGCACAAAAGAAGAGAUGUAUUUAGCUUUUGACUGCUUGUUCAACCCUAAUGAAGACAAAUGUGUGGAACUGCCAGCUCUCUAUGCAGAUCAGGAGCCUUUGCCUGUUGUGGAAUAUUCAAUCAAUUUGCACACGGGAGACUUGAAGAAAGCAGAUGCCACUGGUGAGGCUUAUCUGUGUAUUCAAGGAGAAAGGACUGACUCAGGGAAACGAUGGCUUAACCCAAGAAACAGCCUGAUUACUUUUGCAAGAGGGCAGGUGGAUGUUUUCAAAAUCAAAGCAGUAUACCUUGGCAAGUUGAAACAAGUUCUCAUUGGAUUUAAGAGUACAAAAAAAGAUGAGUGGUUCUUGGAAAAAAUUGUUAUAAAAGAAGUCAGCUACCCUUUUUCUUCACAUGUCUUUGUUCAUAAUGACUGGAUCAAUAAACGCCCUAAGAAAGAUUUUGUGGAAGUGAUGAUUCCUCUCAAAGAAAUGUCUGUGACAUCUCCUCUUACAAAACAUGUUAAUACUAAAAGCAGAGGACGAUGGCAAAUGUGGGUACACUGUAUGCAAGUUCCAGAAGAUACACCUGAUGUUCAAGUUGUUGUAUUUGGAACAGAAGGGAAAUCUUCUUCGCAGAAAGUUCAGAAUCUGAAUGAUAAUCCAUUUCUGUUGACUGUUGGACAUGUUGGAGAUAUAACAAAACUUUCAUUUUUGUUAUCCAGUCCAUGUUUGGAAAGAGGAAUUAAGCUUCAAAAGCUUAGGCUGAAAGAUCUGGACACUAAGCAGGAGCUGAGCUUUCCCACUGAAGCUCAGUGUCUGUUUGGAGAAGAUGGAUCUGAGACUGUGACAGAGCUAGCAGCAGUCAGACCAGACAAAGCACCACUCAGAGAAGUUCUUUACUCAGUCAGUGUUCAUACAGGAACAUUGCCUGCAUCAGGAACUGAUGCAGACAUAUUUAUAACUAUAUUUGGAGAGCAGGGAGAUUCCUGCAAAAGGAGACUAAGACACUCAUGUUUUGAAAAAGGACAGGUCAGUAUUUCCGAGGUGAGAGCAGUAGACCUUGGACAAUUAAGCAAAGUGCUUGUUGAGCACAGUAAUGUCGGUUAUGGAGCUGGAUGGUACUUGGACCGAAUUGUCAUCCAUGAAUCAGGCAAGAAUGAUAGCCAAUAUAUAUUUCUCUGCCAGCAAUGGUUAGACAGUGGAGUUGGUGAUGCACAGAUGGAACGAAUGUUGAGACUACUCGGAAAAGUCAGGAAUGAAAUGCUGACAGAAAAGAUUCACGGGACUUGGGAUGUCUUCGUCACAACUAGUGAUAUUUCUAGUUCCACAAAUCCUAAAAUGUCUCUAACUGUUUGUGGCGGAAAAGGUGUCUGUACUUCAAUCAUACUCCCAAAAGGAUCCCUUAAAAAAAAGCAAGUUUAUGAGACUUCAAUUGAAUUAAAUAAGAAAUUCACUACUAUAUUUAAAGUUCGCCUAGAAAUUGAAGAAGCUGGAGAAGGACAGUCUUGGCAUUGCCGUGAGGUAAAGCUUCAACACAGAGUAAGUAAAAAUCUUCUGGAAUUUCCAUUUUGCCGCAACUUCGCAGAUGACAAAGGGGAAAGAGUGGCUGAGCUUCCAGUUCUCAUAGUCAAUUCUCCUUUUGCACCAGUGAAAAGCUAUGUUCUCUAUAUCACCACGGGAGCAUCCCCUGGGUCAGGAACUGAUGCAGAUGUGUAUGUCAUGCUGCAAGGCAUUUUGGGAGAUACUGGUAAACGAAAAUUAAUCAGAAAGGGAGAUGACAACUUCACUGAAGGAAAGGUAGAUGUUUUUCAGUUGGAGGCAGUAGAUAUCGGGACUCUGCAAGAUAUAGUGGUUGAGAAAGGGAAAGGCUCUGACUGGCUUCUGGAGAAGAUUAUUGUGAAAGAAUUAGCAACUGCUGGGACAGAAACAUUGUUUAUGGCCCAAACAUGGCUAAAAGACAGAUGUGAUGGGAAAAGAUCUGCCUCAGUAACUCUGAAUGCCACAGAAAUUCAAGAGCGGAAGAGCACUUCUAUCUGUCCUUUAGGAAAAGAGCAAAUGAAUUCAGAAGGCAGAUGGAGGAUUUACUUAACAAAACAUCAAGAUGAAACAAAAAAAGACUUUGAAAAGUUGUCAGAAAAUAUAUCCAAGUUGGUUAUGGUUUUUUAUGGAAGCAACGGCAAGUCAAAUCCAGUUUCCAUGGAAAACAAACUGGAACAUCAAGCUAAGAACCAAAUAACAUAUGAUAUAAAUUUACCAUCUGAUUUGGGUAUGGUUUAUAAAGUCAGACUUGGACUCCAGAGUUUGGAAAGCAGCAUAUCACAGUUGUCUCUUCAUCACUUUAAAAUGCAGAACACAUCAACCCUGGAUACCUUUAGUCUCACUAUAAAUAAAACACUUCCUCUUUCUCUUAAUGGAGACAGAUGGAUUGAAUUCCCUGUAGAGUGGCCAUUAAAAGAAGCACUUUCUGUGGUUACGUAUCAUCUAACAGUAUUUUCUAGAAAUAUACUGACUGACAGAAGCGUAGUGCAUAUGACUGCGUGUAUAUAUGGUACUUAUGGUGACACAGGGGACAGAUCCCUUCUCUGGUCAUUGCAGAAUGUCCAGCAGGGAGAUGACAAUGAGUCAUUUCUUGUUAUCAUGGAUGCUGUUGAACUGGGAGAAGUGGACAAAGUUGUUCUCGUAAUCAGCAGUAAGAAAGACUGCAAACUGGACAUUAAAAAAUUGCAAUUGAAAGAAUCUGUAAGAGAUCAUCCUAUCUACGUAUUUGAAGUGAAUGAAGCAUUUUCUGUGGAUCCAAAUAAGCCAGAAAUACAGAGAGAAAUCCCAGUAUCUUUUGUCAUUGGAGGAGACAAACAAAAGAAUGGUAUAAAUGACUUAAAUAAAGAAGGAAGUCAAGAAGGAAAUCAGACAGAGUAUACUAUCAAAGUAUACACAGGUCACAAAAUGGGGGCAGGAACUGAUGCCAAUGUGCAUAUUGUUUUAUUUGGGAAUGAAGACAAAUCUGAAGUGUUUCACCUCUCUCAGUCACUGGAGCAUCAAGAUCCCUUUGAAAAAGGAAUGGUUGAUACUUUCAAGAUUAAGACUAAAAAAUUAGGAAGCCUACGUUCGAUUGAAAUUGGUCAUGAUGGAAAAGGAUUUGCAAGUGGCUGGUUUCUGGAAAAAGUAGAAAUCAUGGAUGCAUCCAGGAAUUCAGUGUAUUGCUUCAACUGUAACAGGUGGCUUGCUGGGGAUGGAAGCGAUGGUAGCAACGUAGUGCAACUUUACCCAUAGCUGCUCAUUUUCUAAUUUUUUCAUAGUGUGCUGCUUCUCCAAAUUCUUGCUUGUUUGAUUUACUUGUAUGUUAUUAUUCUGAAGGUAUUGUAAUUACUGUAAAGGAAUGUCAAAACAAUGCAUUGAAAACAUCACAGUAAAUUAAACAUGUCUAAUGUGAACACUGUGUUCCAAUUCUACCAGAGUUGCUCAAAAUCUUUGCAUGGCUGAAAUUUAGAAAACAUAAAUUUUAAUCUGUAACAUGGCUCUGUAGACUUGAGCUGAGCAUUCAUAAUAGUAGACAUAUUUAGUAACACAUUUUUAUUUCAUUAAUAAUUUGUGAGUAAGUUGAAGUUAGCUCUUGGGUCAAAUCUGCCAAUUUUUAUUAAACUGAUAAAUUGUUUCAAUUUCUACAUUUAUUAAAACCAAUAUUUCCUCAAAAUCAUUUUCCAAACAAGCUGCACAACUCUUUGGCCUUACCAUAUGCUACUUCCUUUUUUCAUAAGACCAGGUAUGUAACAGAGGAAUAAAGAAUUUGUUAUUCAGGCAUUCAGCCUGUGGCAGUAAGCUUCACACUGGCAUUUAACUGCAAAAUCUUGUAGCUGAGCCAGAACUUCAGCUGAGAUCCUUUAGAUCCAUAGGGUCUCUUAAGAGAGACUUUUCCAUCAUCUCUUAUCACUAGCACUGCAAUAGCUCACUGGUUAACUUAGACAGCUCUGUGCUCAGCUUGCAUAUUUUUGCAGCGCCCAUUCUUAGGCAUCUAUCUGCCUCUCUAGUACUGUAUGUGCAAAUGUCAUUACUUCAAAAAAUGGCAAUUAUUAUUGAAAACGCACCAUAAAUAGAAACAUUUAGCAAUAAAUAGAUAAAAUAAUAAGUGAAUAAUAAGUGGCUAGAUGUUUAUUUUGGUAUUGCCACAGUUGCCAGUUGACUGAAUGUCAUAGUUUUAUGUUUUUUGUUUUUGGUUCUCAGUAUUCCUUCAUCAUUCCAUCAUUGAUGCGGAAUACUGAGAACCAAAACCAAAAAACAUAAAACCAUGACACUGAGGAAGAAUUUAGAAUAAAGGCAAUUCUGAAAUGGAAGCAUGAGUUGCACACCACCAGAAGUUUGAUGUCUGUGAUCAGAAUACAAAUACUGUGUAUUGACUACACAGGGCGUCCCUCUGUUUAAUCAAAGACUCCACCUUUAGUACCUCCAAAACUCAAAAUCUGUAUAAAGAUCUGAAUUUUAGACCUGUUUCACCUCCAAGGCACUACCAUGUUUUGUAGCAGCAAUGUACUUUCUAUAAUCACAAGAAUUAAACAAAUCUGUACUCGAUGAUACCUUGUGUCCGGCUUUUCAGUACAUUUAGUGUUUAUUUACUCACAUUAUUCUUUGAAAUGAAUGUUGUCAGAUACCUGCACAGAUUAUGAGAUUUCAGUUGUUAUUAUAAGUAAUAAAUAUAACAGGUCUUGGCAGGUAAUUUCAUUUUUAUCUACUUUAUACGUCAUCACAGGGAGAGCUGGUGUAAGAUGUGGAUGUGAUCGAGUGAGCAAUGGAACAGAGUCAAUUUCUUCUAAAAGUGCUCUUUUUGCUUACGCUGCUACCACGUGCACUGGAAUGGAUUUGAAAUUGUAUCCCCAGAGUGCACAGUUCACUUACUUAGUAUCAGUAUUCAUUACACUGAAUCACUUCGUUGUGAUCUAUUAUGUGAUUUGUUUCAUUAUUAUGUCUUUCAUUAAUAGUUUGUAAUACUAGCUCUCUUUGAUGCCAUCUCUGAUUUAUCAAGUGUAAAUAAUGCCUUCCUAAUCUGUUUUUUAUUACUAGCAGUGAAUACCUCUUUCAGCAGCUGGUGUCCUUACUUGAAAAUUAUUUCCUCUGAACAUACAGAGUAUAAAUAAGGUGUUGGAUUCACUCCCCUAGAUCCAGCGUCAUGUAAACAUUUCUACCCUUCUACUACUGGAAAACUGUCACAGCAGAGGGUUUCAUUUCGUUUCAAGUGCAUUGCAAGUGCUUGCAGAACAUAUUGCUGGAGGAUUACUUUGAUAAGAAAGCUUGAAAUACCAUAACUUCCUUAUCAAUUCUCGCUUCAAAGACGUGCCACUUAGCAUAUCGAGAUUGUGACUGGAGCCAAACCCCAAACCUGCUUCUUCUGCAUGGUAAACAGUGAUGUCUGUUGUGUUUGGCACAUGUCACUUAAUCCAUGUCCCUUGGAAGGGACAAGAGCACUGGCCAAAGGCAGAGACAUUGCAGAAGUGCCACCUCGUGUGCACUCAGCUGCUGUUGCACAGGCCAGAUGCCUUGCUCUUGUUGCUGCCAGCACCCACAGUGUGUAUGAAGACCCUGGGCAGAUAUUGACACCAGUGGUGCCUCUGCAGGAAACAGAGAUGUGGCGUGGAAAUGAGACCUCCUGUGUCAGUAAGAGACCCAGGCAUUUGGCACCUGUGGAAGGAGCAGUGAGAUAAAUCAAGAUUCAAGGCUGUAGUGGAGAGAAGUGUUUGUCUUCUGCUUCCUCUCCCUGCUGCCUCCUGUCCUUACAGAUCUGUGUGAGGGCAAUGGCUGCAGGAUUUUAUUAUUCUUAUCCUUGCUAUUACUACAAUGAAUCAGUAACAUUGAAUUUUGCACUGUAGAGAAAGCUUCAAGCGGAAGGUGGAUGCUAGAAUAUAGCCUAAAAACAUAGCAUAGGCUCUUAAACAUAAGCUCUUAAACAUGACACUCUAAAGGUGAUAAGAGGCCAUUAUUAGUUAACUCUAUUUUUUUUCCUUAUCUACUCCUGUGUGCUUUUAUAAAUAAAUGUUGAAUUGUUCUAGAUGACAUCUUUCUGCCUGUUUAAGCCCUAUGAGUCUCAGUUUCUUCUGUUAAUGAUUUGAAAAAAAAAAUAUUGCCAAGUUCUGACUGAUUCAUUGAACCAUUUAAUCUCCAAGCAAUUCCAAGUACGUACUGAAGAAAGGAUUCUUUCCUCCUAAGUAUAUAUGAGCAGCUUUAUUAUAUCUAUCUAUUCUGUAGCUUGUCAGUGGGGGAAAUAGAGUCAAAGUAAGAAAAAAAGGCCAUUCCAAGAGUUAUCUUAGAAGUCUUGGGUGAGUCCUGGAGUGGUUAAUAUUAGUAUCUAUAGACCUGCUUGCAAGAGUAAACAUCCUCUGCUCACACAUCAAUUUAAAAUGUUCUCUUGGACUCCUUUCCCAUAAGGAACAAGCUUGAAAAGUCCAUGAACACCUCUGUGCUAAGCAGUGAUGUGCUGUGCCUGAAUCUUCCUAUUACAACUCUUUUGUUUGGCAUGAACUCAUUUUAAACAGCUGUAGCAAAAAGGGGGGAAAAAAUGGAACUGUUCAUUCUCUCCUUCAAACUUUUGGAAAUUCUUAAUUGUGUAUUAAAUAUGAUGUCAUAGGAGAUCUUAAUAUCCCACUAGGCAUUCCAUAAUGCUUUUUGCAUUUAUAAUAAAGUGUGAUUUGCUUGGUGUCUUGUUGGCAACUGAAUGCAGAAUGGCAGUGGAAGAGUUGUGCACCUUGUACAAAGCUUGGCUGCAGGCUCGCUUCCCAUGAGGUCUUCCCAUAUAUCUUCUGCCUUCACUCAUUAUACAUUGACAUUC